Molecule: messenger RNA, 885 nt
Organism: Aspergillus puulaauensis
Lineage: Eukaryota; Fungi; Ascomycota; Eurotiomycetes; Eurotiales; Aspergillaceae
Exons: 1
Coding region: 1-885 (294 amino acids)
Source: RefSeq, a predicted model, not a curated record
AUGCCUCGCUCGUUUCGCAGCCGCUCGUUCUCGUCCUCCUCUUUCUCAACCAGCACGUCCUCCUCGUUUUCUUCUGACCCAGUCUCUGGUCGUUCAAUUGCUCGAACUCCCUCCACGCAAAAACUGAAACGAUGGCUUUCGUCGCAUAUUCUCCGUCGACCGAGCCCCGAUCUGGAUUUCACCCACCACUAUCACCACCGUAUGAACAACAACAACAACAAAUGGUCCAAUUCAGAUAUCAUUUCUCACUCCCAACAAUCUUCAACCAUUCAAGUCUCCCCAAAUCAGGCUGGGUUAAUCGGACAGCCUCGGUUCACGCACUUUUAUUAUGAUCACGAGUACCCCGAUUACGAGUCAUUAGAUGGCGGCCAAGCCCAGGCCCAACGCCACGCCGGGAGCCACCAACAGCAAGGGCAUGAUGGGGAUGAAAUAAAAGCAGUAGAAGGAGAGGAAGAGGACGAGCGGGAAAAGAACAUUGCGCUAUGUGACAACUACGCCGCCUUCUGCCGUGCAUUCACUUCUUCGCCUGUCGACUACCGUAAUAUACCUAGACAGCCUCUUCCACGACUCCCCCCAUCUACACCAUGCGAGGAAUAUGAAGACCACGUCGGUCCGGUUGGAAAUCCUGCUUCUGCAGAAGACGUGUCGCAGGUGAUUUUCCUACCUGUCGGUGCGCAUGGCUAUCACCCUGCAUCGUGGACGUUGCCUAGGGCUCCAUCCCCGCCACCGGGGAUUCUCACGCCGAGACGGUAUGAGGAGCUUCAGCAGCAGCAGAGAAGGGAGGAAUCGUUGAGGCACAAGACGAAACGCAGGAAAGGCGCUUUUAUGUGGUGCAUGCUUGCUCGAACAUCCUGGUGGCCGUGGGCCCGGAAAAAAGAAUCUUGA